Molecule: messenger RNA, 2551 nt
Organism: Nelumbo nucifera (sacred lotus)
Lineage: Eukaryota; Viridiplantae; Streptophyta; Magnoliopsida; Proteales; Nelumbonaceae
Cellular component (GO): nucleus
Molecular function (GO): DNA-binding transcription factor activity
Source: RefSeq, a predicted model, not a curated record
GUCGUUUAGGGAUCGUUUGGCUCGAUUCCUUGCUGGAAGGAGAAGAAGACAAGUAGUUCGUGAAGGGUAGAUGGUGACUGAGAGGAAGCCCUAGGAAUCUAGGAAGCGAUAUUGAGCUCAGAAGAAACCCUAGGAAGCUUGAUUCAAAGUGACGGAAAAAAAACCCUAAAAUCUUUCAGCUGGAUUCUUCCAUUUCAAGGAAAAGAAUCCUGGAAUUCCAAGUCUGCCAUAGUUUUGAUUUCGUAGCAAUCCUUAUAACUUCUGGGAGAUAUGCCAGUUGAUUUGGAGGACUCAUCCACCAUUAAUGCUUCCCAGGCUUCAGGCGAGGCCGAAAUUGCCACUGUCUCUUCUUCUGGUAACGAGAAAGCUCCACCAUCGUCAGCUUCAGGAAAAGAAGAAGCUCAUUUGUCGUCUUCAGGUAACCAGGUAACUCCAGCAUCGCCGAAUAGAGGGGAAGGUGAAGCUGACCAAGCAGCUUCAUCGGCGCCGACUUCGGGAGAAGAAGCUAUUGUAUCUUCUUCUGUUAACCAAACAGAAGCAGCUCCGCCGUUGGCGAUUUCUGGAAAAGUUACUGCGUCUUCUGCCACUGACCAAACGGUUCCACUGUUGGCUUCAGGGGGAGCUACUGCCUCUUCAUCUGCUAGUCAACCGAUUCCGCUUUCAUCACUUCCAAGAGGAGCCCUUGUGUUCUCUGCUAUUCCAACACCUCCACAGUCAUCGGCGACGCCGACGAAGAGAAAGCGAAGUCUCCCGGGAACGCCAGAUCCGGAUGCGGAGGUAAUCGCGUUGUCGCCGGAAUCCCUAACGGCGACGGACCGAUUCGUGUGCGAGAUCUGUGAAAGGGGAUUUCCACGCGAGCAGAACCUGCAACUUCACCGCCGUGGCCAUAACCUUCCUUGGAAACUUGGAGGGGGACCGGCCAAGGAGGUUCGAAAGCGAGUCUAUGUGUGCCCCGUGCCCACUUGUGUCCAUCACGACCCAUCAAGAGCUUUGGGUGAUCUCACGGGGAUAAAGAAGCAUUUCUUUAGGAAACAUGGGGAGAAGAAAUAUAAAUGCGAUAAGUGUUCGAAGAAAUAUGCAGUGCGAACCGAUUGGAAGGCGCAUAGAAGGAUUUGUGGAACGAAAUGAUACAGGCUCACUCACCACUUGACAUCUUGCUUUUUCAGUGCAAGUGUAUUAUAAAACACAAUUUUAGAUAUACACGCUUGCCGUCUUCAUCACAUGGAUCAUACUUGCAUACAUAGUCCUGCUGGUUCUUAUCAAAAGAACAUAUGAAGGGAAUUCUGAUUUGCUGGUAUUGGUCUUCCUUUCAAUACAACAUACCAAGCCACUGGUUUUUCUUGUGUGGUACAUUCAUUUGGAGUGAAAAUCUUUCUUUCCAAUGCAAUGGAUGAACAGCAGCGUUUUUCCUUUAGCAUCAAAUGGGGAAUGAGAGCCAUUAUUUGAAAUUUUGAAUACCGUAAAUCUGUUAUUUCAAAAAUCAUCCUGCCCAGAUGAUCACAUCAAGUAAGGAUUGGUUAUAAUCAUGAUAUUGGCUGAUCAUAAAGUCUCACACUGCACUGACCUAGCCAUCUUUUUGUUGGCCUUUUCUAUUCUAUAUUUUAUUUUCUAUCUAUAGCUAAUUGUCUAUAGAAUUAAUUCUGAUUAGUUUAGUGAUUGUAAGAAUUAAUUUUUAGUUUAUAUAUUUGCUCAAAACUCAUUAUAAAAGACUUGAUUGUUUGGAGCAAGAUACAUUAUCUUCAUAAAUGAAUCAAUUUUGCCUCAACUCAUGCUUCAAAUAGUUAAGGGUGCAACUGGGACAGGUUGGGUUGAGUGUAACUUCUUAAUGGGCGUGAACCCUAAACUGAUCCUGAUGUAGUAAAGUUUUUCAUUUCAAGUAACCUGCCUUGCACUGAUGCUGAUAAUUGGUUGAUCAUAACACUGCAGUGUCCUUACCGUCCUUGUUAGAUUUUCUUAUCUAGCUUAUCACAGAGAAAUCAAUUCUGAUGAAUUUUGUAUUUCUUAGGGAUUUUUAAAUUUUGGUUGUAGAAAAUAACUGGGAGUAAUUCGUUUUUUCUAGCUCAAAACUCAUUUAAGACUUGAUUCUUUGGAUUACCUAAACUAAAUUAGCUUCAGAAAAGAAUAAUUUUUGGCUCAACUCUUUCAAUAAUUUAAACAGUAUUUGAACCAAGCAGCCUAUUUGGUGCGACCUGCAUUCCUAUUGAACCGUUGACGUGUAGGAAAAUGUUGUAAAUUUCUUUCUGUUGAAUGCUGGAUCUAGAUAUAUGGUCAAACCCGUAUUACUAUUGCUUUUUAUUGCUUUUUGUUCGUGUUUUUCUUUACAGGCAAAACUGCACAUGGGGUAUUAGGAAAACUACAAACCCUCAGCCAAGUACUUGAACUGGCUGCAUGGAAUAUUAGAACAGAAAUGUGAGGGAAUGACUGAGAUGACUGUUGUACCUAAAAUUGUGAUACGACAGACCUUUACAAGAAAAACCGAACUGCAUAUUUGUCUUACCAUGUACCUUUUUACUCUUAUUUGAUACUAAAUAUAGACUUUCACUUUUGGCUA